This is a messenger RNA of Salvelinus sp. IW2-2015, 2162 nucleotides long. The record is from RefSeq and is a predicted model, not a curated record. NCBI's taxonomy places the organism in Eukaryota, Metazoa, Chordata, Actinopteri, Salmoniformes, Salmonidae.
UUUGUGAGUGUAAUGUUUACUGUUAAUUUUGUAUUGUUUAUUUCACUUUGGUUUAUUAUCGAUUUCACUUUAUAUGGCAAUGUAAACAUGUGUUUCCCAUGCCAAUAAAACCCCUUCAAUUGGAAAUUGAAUUGAGAGGGGGAGAUAGCGAGUGAGGGAGUGAGCGAGAUAGAUUGAAAGCGAGAGUGAAAGGGGGAUAGAGGGGAGAGAGAUAGAGAGAUAGAGAGAGCGAGGUUAAAACAAUAGAUCUUGAAGCUCCCAGRGUGAGUUGUGCUGCUCCUGGAGCAGUCGGGCCCCUGUGGACCAGUCCUUCACUAGAGCCCCUCAGCCUCCAACAAAAAUACUCACAAAACAAAGGUUGUGAACUCCAAGAACAAUCACUUCAGCUGAGUUCAAUACCUAUUAUUCAUGUCYCAUUUCUCCAYCCCUCUGYUGUAGCUACUGUGAUGUUAAUAAGGUAAGCCCUUGUCUGUUUUCCUAACUGAACUGAAGAGGAGCUUGGGAGAGCUAUGUCAACAAGGCCUUUAGUAUUGGUUUGUAAAACUCUUCCAUGCUCAUUUCCCUAAACUCACAGCCAUUACCCUUGUGAACAUGAGGUGAUCAGCCAUGUAAGCCACAGAGGGCAGUCAGUGGGCUUCUCAUUGUGGGCAGGGCCUAGUCCUGGGGCAAUGAAGCUAACACUCAAGGUUCUAAUGACUAGAACCCAGAGUUUUCCCUAACCUGUGACCAUGGGAUCAGAACAGAAUAAACUAUUGUUACAUAGCCUAUAACUAGCGCCUGGAGUAUCCUUUAGGUUAUGUUGUCAGAAAAGUCAGGGACUUCCUCCCACCUAAUACCCAACCGGUAAGGGUGUAUACUCAAUCACCAAUAGGUCAGUUCGGUUGAUGCUACCUGGGUCUCUGUUUUCAUUCUCUUUUCAUUCUCUUGUUGAAGUCUGAUGACAUGACCUUAGUGACCCAGCCUCUAUUCAUACCAGGACUGUUCACCCUGGAUGAUAUUCUCCCCACAGAGCAUUGAUGCCUGUAGCCAUUGACGUAGUUCGGUGAUGAUAACUCACUGUAGACAAUCUGUUGGUUUCUUUCAGAUUGCACAGUAGGCAUAUGUUCCACCAUUUACUUUCCACCUUUGAAAGUGGACAGCAUUGAGAAGUGAGACCUUUGUGAGACCAAUUUGAGACCUAUGAUCUUUGAGGGGCCCGAGGAGACCCCUCUACAGGAGGGAAAAGAUGACUGUGCAAAAGAUGUUGCCCCCCUCUUUCAAAUCCAGCAUGUCCUCACACCUGACAGUAAUCCAGCUAUCAUUCACCUACCCUCCCUUCUGAUUAGACUACAUAAAGGAGCAUUCAAAGCUGCUUUACAAAUUGGCUAUGACCUUUGACCUGUGCCAUGUCACCCUUUUCAAAGAUGACAUGGGCAAGCUCAGCAGGAGACUUCAAAUCUCCUCUACGCACAUAUUUGACGGCUUUGUUAUGAUGGUUAAAAAAAAUCCACUGUUUUGGCUUUCCGUGAUAUAAAAAGACCUGAUGGGCCGCUGAUCAACAGUCAWCACAGGUGAGCGCAACUGAAGUCCACUCUCAAUUACCCUCGCAAGGCCGUUAGGACCAAGAUAAUAUAGUAGGAAUCAUGAUCUCCCUAUACUCUGUUAUAUUCACACUGGUGCUGUUCUCUGAGUUUAACACCCGCUCGGUCGUCUUAGCUGUACCGACAGGCAAGCUGGACGAGGGUAGGACAGAGCAGGAGAGUCUGCUUUCGAUAUUAGGCGAAGACACAAUGAGCGACAACGCUCUGGCUGCCCCGAGGUUCAGACGGGAGCCCGUCCUGGACAAUGGACUGGGCGACGAAGAGGACAACACAAAGAUCAUCAUCCUUUCAGUAAGUAUCUUCCUUCAUCCAUGUCCAUCCUCAUACCAAUCUCCUUCUGUCCCACAGGACAUUGGACUGAAAGGGCACACCAGACGUGGCAUGAACACAGCUUUCUCCCGAGCCCUUCCUGUCCUCCCCGACCGAGGCACAGAUCACUCUCCUGCUGAAUAUAGCCUGAAAGUAGAGCGCAGGGAGGCCGACCUUGAGAUGCUGCGAUGCAUGAUAGGACGAGUGUACCGACCCUGUUCGCAAGCAUAAGAGUGUGGUGGAUCCUACACUGCCGUCUGUCAAUCUCCUGCA